AUAAUAAUAAAACUAUAUUAAUUUAGUAUUAUUAUAACAUAACAUGUGUGGCCGAUGAGUCAUUCCCCAGCUAAUCUUGUCUGUGAAGGAUUUAGAUGGAAUCUUCUUUGCUAUCUAAAUCCUAAUAAACCCAUUUGAGCAAGAUAUUACCCUAACAAACGGAUCCAAUUAUUCUUAAUUUUGUUCCCAAUUUCUUCUCUUUUUUUUUUCAUCUAUAUAAUGUACCCUUUACGGAAAAGUGAAGAGAAGUGCUUCCAGAUUUCGUUUAAUCCUCACCAACACAUAAUUCCAGAAGAUCUGAUUUUUGGGCAUCAUGGUUCAGCUGCUGUGGGAGCUGCUGAUAAUAAUAAUGAUAAUAAUAGUAACAAUAAGAACAAUGGAGUCAAGAAUUUGAGUAUGGCUAGGAGAAGAAAACCACUGGUUGAAACUUUGGAGGAUGAUGAUCAAGAUCAUAAAAUCAAAUUGAUGCAUAGAGAAAGGGAGAGACAAAGAAGACAAGAAAUGGGUGCUCUUUAUAUGUCUCUAAGAACCCUACUUCCUCUUGAAUUUAUCAAGGGAAAAAGGGCGAUAUCGGACCAAAUGAAUGGCGCAGUGAACUAUAUAAAACAUCAAGAGCAGAAAAUCAAAGAAAUUGAAGCGAAAAGAGAUGAAUUGAAGAAGAUGUAUAAUUCAAAUAAUUUUGAGAGAUCAAAAUUAGAAGAAACAUCAAAUUGUAGCUUUAAAAUUAGCUGUUUUGAUGGAGGAGUAGUUGAAAUCUUGAUCACAACAAUUGGUUUUCAUGGAUUUCCCCUCUCGAGAAUCUUGAAAGUAGUUGUUGAACAAGGGCUUGAAGUCAUUAGAUGUGGUUCUACCAUAAUUAACCACAAAUCAAUACACACCAUCCAAAUCGAGGUUAAUGAUCCAACCUCCCUUGAUCUGGCUGAGCUUGGAAACAAGCUUAUAGAAGCAGUGCCACUGCUAAGACAAGUAACAGAUUAACAUUUAAUUAGUUACUAGUUGUUUGUGCUUAAUUAGGAUUUUACUUUUUAAUGGGACCUCUCUUAAUUACUAGUCUGUAACUGUGAUUACCUUCAGCUGUUUUCACUCUGAAUUCCUGAUUAACUCCUUUUUUUUUUUCUUUUUUACAAAUUACUUUUCUCUGUACAGAAUAUCUGCCUUCUAUAUGUGAAACCUAGCAUUUCUUUUGCCUUUUGCAUA
Molecule: messenger RNA, 1197 nt
Organism: Cucumis melo (muskmelon)
Lineage: Eukaryota; Viridiplantae; Streptophyta; Magnoliopsida; Cucurbitales; Cucurbitaceae
Product: transcription factor bHLH118-like
Exons: 3
Coding region: 220-978 (252 amino acids)
Biological process (GO): regulation of transcription by RNA polymerase II
Cellular component (GO): RNA polymerase II transcription regulator complex
Molecular function (GO): protein dimerization activity; RNA polymerase II transcription regulatory region sequence-specific DNA binding; DNA-binding transcription factor activity, RNA polymerase II-specific
Source: RefSeq, a predicted model, not a curated record